AUGCCUGAUUGUCUUCAAUUCCAGGGAACAAUUGUUGUCUCAGCACUGUAUGCCAUCCAUCAUGAUCCAAAGAAUUUCAAGAACCAUGAAAUCUUCAAUCCGGAAAGGUUCUUGGGUGAAGCUGGAAAUCUCAUCAAUAACUCUAAAAUCGUGCCUUUUCAAACAGGAAGGAGACAAUGUUUGGGAGAAACUCUGGCUGAAAUGAGUGCUUUCUUGGGAUUGGUUUACUUGCUGCAAACAUUCAAUUUUGAGAAAGUCCCAGGAUUUCACUACACCUUGGAACCAAAAGAAAGAGAAGAGGUGGUUCAUAUGCCUGAGCCAUACAAAAUUCUUGCCAUUCCCCGGAUUCAUUUUUAA
Messenger RNA from Notodromas monacha, 357 nucleotides. NCBI's taxonomy places the organism in Eukaryota, Metazoa, Arthropoda, Ostracoda, Podocopida, Cyprididae. The record is from the annotation of a GenBank genome assembly.